UCGCUGCGCCAAUGAGCGGCGGAGGGGGCGGGGCCAGACUCGGAAGCGGUGAGGGGCGCGGGGGCAGCACCGGCAGCACCGGGGACCGGGAGAAGCCGCAGCGAUGUCGGAACGGAAAGUGCUGAACAAAUAUUACCCCCCGGACUUCGAUCCGGCCAAGAUCCCGAAGCUGAAGCUGCCGAAGGACCGGCAGUACGUGGUGAGGCUGAUGGCCCCCUUCAACAUGAGGUGCAAGACGUGUGGCGAGUACAUCUACAAGGGCAAGAAGUUCAACGCGCGCAAGGAGACGGUGCAGAACGAGGCCUACCUGGGGCUGCCCAUCUUCCGCUUCUACAUCAAGUGCACGCGCUGCCUGGCUGAGAUCACCUUCAAGACAGACCCCGAGAACACGGAUUACACCAUGGAGCACGGCGCCACCAGGAACUUCCAGGCAGAGAAGCUCCUGGAGGAGGAGGAGAAGAGGAUUCAGAAGGAGAGGGAAGAGGAGGAGCUCAACAAUCCCAUGAAGGUCCUGGAGAACCGAACCAAGGACUCCAAGCUGGAGAUGGAGGUCCUGGAGAACCUGCAGGAGCUGAAGGAGCUCAACCAGCGCCAGGCCAACGUGGAUUUUGAGGCCAUGCUGAAGCAGUACAAGGAGCUGGAGGAGGAGCAGAGGCGCAAGGAGCAGGAGGAGGACGAGCAGGAGAUGAAGGCCAUGCUGGAGCAGGCCCAGAACCGCCGGCUCCUGGUGGACUCCGACUCUGACGAGGAACCGGCAAAAGCCCGCCCCGCUGCCACGGCCCAGACAAAACCCACGGACAUCCUGCGGGAGGUGAGAGGGGCACAGCCGUGUCCCUGUGCGCUGGGCUGA
Molecule: messenger RNA, 850 nt
Organism: Motacilla alba alba
Lineage: Eukaryota; Metazoa; Chordata; Aves; Passeriformes; Motacillidae
Gene: YJU2
Product: YJU2 splicing factor homolog
Exons: 7
Coding region: 104-850 (248 amino acids)
Biological process (GO): mRNA splicing, via spliceosome
Cellular component (GO): U2-type catalytic step 1 spliceosome
Source: RefSeq, a predicted model, not a curated record